AUGUAUAGAUUGGCCUGUCGUCCACAGCUAAAGAAAUCUGCUAUUUCUCUAGCUCGUACUAUCGCUCACAAAGAAAUCAAGUUCGGUGUUGAAGGCCGGGCCGCACUUUUGAAAGGUGUUGAGACAUUGGCUGAUGCUGUCUCAGUUACACUUGGACCAAAGGGUCGUAAUGUUCUAAUUGAGCAACCUUUUGGUGGCCCUAAGAUCACUAAGGAUGGUGUUACCGUUGCCAAGGCUAUCACCCUAGAGGACAAGUUCGAAAACUUGGGUGCCAAGCUGUUGCAGGAUGUCGCCUCCAAGACCAAUGAGUCUGCCGGUGAUGGUACUACUUCGGCUACCGUUCUGGGGCGUACCAUCUUCACUGAGUCCGUCAAGAAUGUGGCUGCUGGUUGUAAUCCAAUGGACCUUAGACGUGGUUCUCAGGCUGCUGUUGAGGCUGUAGUUGACUUCUUGCAAAAGAACAAGAAGGAGAUCACAACCUCUGAAGAAAUUGCCCAGGUGGCAACUAUCUCUGCCAACGGAGAUUCUCACAUUGGUGAAUUAUUGGCCUCUGCCAUGGAGAAGGUCGGUAAGGAGGGUGUUAUCACCGUUAAAGAGGGUAAGACUUUGGAGGACGAGCUGGAAGUCACUGAAGGUAUGCGUUUCGAUCGUGGUUACAUCUCUCCAUACUUUAUUACUGAUGCAAAGUCAGGAAAGGUUGAGUUUGAGAACCCAUUGAUCUUGUUGAGUGAGAAGAAGAUCUCUUCUUUGCAGGAUGUCCUCCCUUCAUUGGAACUAUCCUCUAAGUCUCGCCGUCCUUUACUGAUCGUUGCGGAAGACAUUGACGGUGAGGCCCUUGCAGCCUGUAUUUUGAACAAGCUUCGUGGUCAAGUCCAAGUCUGUGCUGUUAAGGCUCCUGGUUUCGGAGACAACAGAAAGAACAUUCUAGGUGAUGUUGCCAUUCUCACCGGUGGAUCUGUUUUCACUGAAGAGCUGGACUUGAAGCCAGAAAAUGCCAGCAUCGAACUAUUGGGUACUGCUGGAUCUAUCACCAUCACCAAGGAAGACACUGUUGUACUCAACGGUGAGGGUUCAACUGAUGCUAUCCAGCAGAGAUGUGAACAAAUUCGUGGUGCUGUCGAAGACCCAAGCACCGGUGAAUACGAAAGAGAGAAGCUGCUUGAACGUCUUGCUAAACUUUCUGGAGGUGUUGCCGUUAUCCGUGUUGGUGGAGCUUCCGAGGUUGAGGUUGGUGAGAAGAAGGACCGCUACGACGAUGCUUUGAACGCUACUCGUGCUGCUGUUGAGGAAGGUAUCUUGCCAGGUGGUGGAACUGCUCUUCUGAAGGCUUCCCGUAUCCUGGACAGUGUCAAGGGUUCUAACUUUGACCAACAACUAGGAGUCGAAAUCAUCAAGAAGGCUAUCCGUGGCCCAGCUAAGCGUAUUGUUGAGAAUGCUGGUGAAGAAGGUGCUGUGGUCGUCGGCAAGAUCCUGGAUGACUUUGGAGAAGAUUUCAACAAGGGUUACGACUCUUCCAAGGGAGAAUACGUGAACAUGUUGGAUGCUGGUAUUAUUGAUCCUUUCAAGGUGGUUCGCAACGGUCUGGUUGACGCCUCCAGUGUCGCUUCACUCUUGGCCACCACCGAAUGUGCUAUCGUUGAUGCCCCAGAACCUAAGGGACCACCAGCCGGCGGUCCUCCAGCUGGCGGCAUGGGCGGUAUGCCGGGUAUGUUCUAG
Messenger RNA from Komagataella phaffii GS115, 1716 nucleotides. Its product is annotated as Tetradecameric mitochondrial chaperonin. Gene Ontology annotation, cellular component: mitochondrial matrix; mitochondrial inner membrane. The transcript has a single exon. NCBI's taxonomy places the organism in Eukaryota, Fungi, Ascomycota, Pichiomycetes, Pichiales, Pichiaceae. The record is from RefSeq and is a predicted model, not a curated record. Gene Ontology annotation, biological process: apoptotic mitochondrial changes; protein refolding; mitochondrial unfolded protein response. Gene Ontology annotation, molecular function: ATP binding; protein-folding chaperone binding; ATP-dependent protein folding chaperone. Bases 1 to 1716 code for a protein of 571 amino acids.